This is a messenger RNA of Haemonchus placei, 141 nucleotides long. NCBI's taxonomy places the organism in Eukaryota, Metazoa, Nematoda, Chromadorea, Rhabditida, Trichostrongylidae. The record is from the annotation of a GenBank genome assembly.
AUGCCAGAUUUAACUUCUUCUCGUAAUGAUCCACCAAAAGCUCCUACAUAUGGUUGCCCUUUAUGGUUACUUGAGCUGGCACCACCAUGGCCUGACCACUCGGAACUGGUCAAAUAUUCGGCACUCCCUGGCACGUUUUGA